This is a messenger RNA of Phoenix dactylifera (date palm), 2001 nucleotides long. Lineage: Eukaryota; Viridiplantae; Streptophyta; Magnoliopsida; Arecales; Arecaceae. The record is from RefSeq and is a predicted model, not a curated record.
AUGGCUUCCUCCAUCUCCCUUCUCCCGUCCCCAACCGUCGUCCCCGCCGAGCAAUGGCCCCAGAAGUCCUCCCAAACCCUCAAAUCCGGCGGCGUCGGCGGCCGCGACCGCCGCUUCCGCGCCUCUUCCCUCUCCGGCGCCACCACCGACGAGCUCCGCCGCCUCCUCCGCUCCCUUCCCGACCCCUCCCCUCCCUUCUCCUACAACACGCUCAUCAAGGCCUUCGCCCUCUCCGGCGCCCACCUCGACGCCCUCCGCGCCUACGCCCUCAUGCGCGCCCGCUCCGUCCCCCCCGACCCCUUCACCCUCCCUGCCGUCCUCCGCUCUGCCGCUGCCUUCCCCUCCCUCGCCACCGCCCUCGAAGCCCACGGCCUCGCCGUCAAGUCCGGCCUGGACACCCGCCUCCCCCUCCGUACUGCCCUCGUCGGCGCCUACUGCUCCUGCGGCCAUCCCGAUUUCGCCCGCCGCGUCUUCGACCGGACCGACGGCCGCGACGCCAUUUGCUACAAUACCAUGAUAGCCGGCCACGUGAAGUGCGGCGAGUUCGAGCUCGCCCGAGACCUCUUUGAUCGAAUGCCCGAGAGAAAUGUGUCUUCUUGGAAUACCAUUCUCGAUUUGUACUGCAAGAUGGGUGAUGUUCGGGCUGCAAGGAGGCUUUUCGAUGAGAUGCCUGAGAGAAACAUCGUCUCCUGGAAUGCGAUGAUCUCUGGGCAUGCUAAAGCUGGCGACUUUGUUGCUGCGAGGGAGUUGUUUGAUUUGAUGCCGGAGAGAAAUGUGGUGUCUUGGAAUGCAGUGAUUGGUUGCUACUUCCACUGUGGGCUCUUCUCUGAGACUUUGGACUUGUUCAGGAUGAUGCAAGCUACGGACAUGAAGCCCAAUGAGGUUACCGUCGUCGCGGUGUUACCAGCCUGUGCUCAUCUGGGGGCAUUGGAUCUUGGACAAUGGGUUCAUGCCUACAUUCAGAAGCAAAGGAUAAAGAUGGAUCUCUAUGUGACUGCUGCACUUGUUGACAUGUAUGGCAGGUGUGGCAGUUUGGAGGAUGCUCGAAAAGUUUUCGACCAUGCAAUGAAAAGGGAUGCAUUUUUGUGCAGUACAAUGAUCGAGGUCUUUGCGAUGCAUGGGAGAGCACAAGAGGCAUUUCAGGUCUUUGAUUUUAUGAGAAGUGAAGGGAUUUGGCCGAAUGAUGUUACCUUUAUGGGGAUCUUGAGGGCUUGCGCUCAUGGCGGGUUGGUGGAGUUUGGGUUGAAAUACUUCAACAUGAUGAUGGCGCAGUUCAAAUUGAUGCCAAAGGUGGAACAUUUUGGGUGUAUGGUGGAUUUGCUUGGCCGAGCUGGACAUCUGGAAGAGGCUCAUGACUUGAUUUUGGGCAUGCCAAUGGAACCUCCUCCCAUGGUGUGGGCAUCUUUGCUCAGCGCUUGUAAAAUCCAUGGGAAUGUGAAGUUAGCAGAGGAGGUGGCAUUCCAUCUCAUAGAGUUGGAGCCUCAAAGUUGUGCAAACUACGUUGUGCUGUCUAACAUGUAUUCUAAAGCUAAUAGGUGGGAAGAUGCAGCAAAAAUAAGGAGGAUGAUGAAGGAGAAGGGAGUUGUAAAGAAGCUUGGGUGCAGUUCAAUCGAGGUGAGCAAUGGAGUUCAUGAAUUCUUAGCUGGAGACAAGCAUCAUCGUCAUUGCAAAGCAAUACAUGAAAUGCUGGACCAAAUGGCUGUGAGAUUGAAGAGGGAGGGAUAUGUGCCAUGCACUUCUUCUGCGUUGCAUGAUAUGGAUAAUGAUGGAAGGGAGCAAGUACUCCUCCAUCAUAGUGAGAAAUUGGCUCUUGCUUAUGGACUAAUAAGCACGGAUAAGGGAACUACCAUUCGGAUAUUUAAGAACCUACGUGUUUGCGAUGAUUGUCAUCAGUUCUUGAAGCUGGCUUCGAAGCAUUAUGAUAGGCAAGUGAUAGUGAGGGACUGCAACCGCUUUCACCAUUUCGUUGGGGGGUCUUGUUCUUGCUCAGAUUAUUGGUGA